AUGAAGUACAGGGUUCCAGCUGAGGACGAGAACUACGUUGCGUUUCUCGCACAACUCAAUGUACUUUUCACACAAAUCAGUACGACCGUCAAUAGCAAGGACCUGAGCAAUACUAGCAAAGUCAAGCUGGCUGAUAUCCGCGCAGCGCUGGAGGUGUGGGUCGAGGAAUUGGGUAAAGUCCUCCCACAAGGCUUGAUGGCGACUUCGGUACCGCAGUUAGUCGCGUUGGCAUCGGCAGACGCUAACCUUGCUUCAUCACCAGUCGAUGGGAAUGUGGGUGAAGAAGUGCGUUCUGACACUACUAACAUGGAGCUUGGUAGUAUUAGAUCGGAAACCGUCACGGAGUCACUACAGGAUUGUGGGGGGUCACAACAGCAACACACAUUCACUGCAGGUGAUUCCACUCACGACAUGUCCAAGAUAUCCUCCAGACAACCAGCUAACGCGGUGUCUGACAGCAUUUUUAGAAGUAAAACCAUAAUGGAUCUGGUCGCGUUUGUACAGCUCCUACUGGCCAACGGCCUACCAGAGAGCUCUAAGUUGCGGGCUUCUGCAAAGGCUAUGGUACGGUUAGUUGUAGUGCGGUGCUGCUCCACCGUUGCUGCGGGGCUGCAGCACGUUUUACAUCAAACAUCCUCCACUACCCGUGUCUUGGGCAACGCUAAAGCAACUUCUUCAACAGCUUCCAAGGGCAGCGAUAACGACAACCGCGAUGAAAUAGAGUGUUUGGAAAUUUUCGCACAACUUGCAAGCGAUAUUCGUCUUUCUACUAGGACACUUAAGCUGUGUUUGGAGUUGGUGAUUCAACAUGUCGAUAUAAGCUCUCCAAGCUAUAUGCGUUUUGUCAUGCAGCUCUGCGUGAAUGUGGCAAAACAGAUACGGCACUCAAUGUUGUACUUCCAAAGUAGCUUUGAACGGGAGUGUGUGCAUCUUGUUGGCCAGGAGUUCACUCGAGUGGCUGCCGCAAUCGACAGCACCGGUAUCGAUGCAUGCGCUGAAGGUCAUUUCAAAACUAAUGAGGGUAGUGACAAAGUUCAUACAUCGCACGAAACCACGAGUCCGGAGGUUGAUACGUAUGUACAGCAUCACGCGGAGUCCCUCCGACAGCUGUGGGGGCCUUUUCUUACUUACAGUAUUGCUGAGGUCGGUAGCGUUCUCACAAGCAUCGUAAAGUUUCUUGUAGAAGCAUCCGCUAUCCACGAACUUGGAGCGGUAGCGGAGCUUGCCGCAGUUAAAUUGGAUGCUCAGACCGCUCUCUUCUCGUUGGGCAGCUCGAUGCUCUUGCUGCCCAAGGAUGGCGGAAAGCGUGGAAUUGAUCCUUCCGGAAAGGAAUUGAACAAAAGUAUGCGCAACACAACUGAGCAGUCUGUUGAACAUCCCACCGCAAGCGACACUUCAAAUGAAAAUCUCUCUUCAUCACGCCAUGCAUUUUCGCCUGAAACUCCACCAUCUUCUAAUAAUUUAGCUGCCCGCUGUGUAUUACUAUGUUUAGGCGUCAGCUUUCAGGCAGAAUACAUCACUACGAUAGCGGAAUGCUGUGGCGAUGAGAACGACGGACGCCUGGUGGCUACCAGGAUUCUCAGCGAUGCGUUGAACAGCUUAUUGAAGGAAAAGGAAGGUUGUGGUAAUGCGCUCCUGCGGAGAAUGCUGCAGAGAGCCAAGUGGCGGCGAGCCCUGCUCCAAGGUAUUGUUAACUGCAUUGUAUCGCUGCGGCCUGUGGUACUUUGUGCUGGGCUAAACAGCCUACGCCUUCUUGUUACCAGUCACAACACAGAGCUUAUCAAAGAUGUAGGAUAUAUUUACUCCUACUGCGUGUUUCCGCUGCUAGAAUCUAGCAACAGCCCGAAUCACGUCAAGAAGUACGUACUGUCUCAUCUUAUUAGCACGUUCUUGAGUUCGUCGUCCGAUGGCGUUCCCAUGCUGCUUCACCUCUACCACGCCUAUGACCUCAAUAUUCAUGCCCAUCAACUCAACCCUGUGCAGAAGUUUGUCUCCAUAUUGUCACAGAUCGUGCGGCAGGCCUCUUGGGAUGAGUUCUCUUCCGACACAACACCCCACCAGCCCCAAGACCGUUUGGAUGACCGCAGCGCCACAAGCUCUCUCGCUGCGCAGCCCUCGAUCCCUUUUAUGGCCCUCAACUCCCUACUGCUUAUCAUGGAGGGUCUUGGACGACAAGCACCACCGGAAAGCGAUUACGACUCUCGCACUCCACACUUAUUGCAGGUACUAGAUAAUCGUGUCAAAAAACUAGAGCAACAGCGUUUUGUGGAGCGCUUUAGUGAGUCCAAGAACGCUAUCCACGAAUACUUUCAGGUAAGGGAAGAUGAAAUCGACCCACAGGACACAAACCCGAUGUUUGCCAAGGAAUACGACCACAAGUUGCUCCCUAGACCAGCCUCGAAUGAAACGGAGGAAAAGAUUCAGCGCGUUGUGGACUUCCUCCAGGAUAUUCAUACACUAUAUCCGGAGACAGUAGUGGACUACCUUACUACCCCGAGCGUUUUUCCCUUGCAAGUGUGCAUGGCGUACAUGGAGCGCCUCCCUCUGGCGGGAUGUGGACUGGUGGAAGCAUUACGGGUCCUUUUCGCGGCGCUGCAGCUGCCCAAAGAAGGGCAGCGAGUUGAACGCAUGUUAGAAUAUUUUGCUUCUGCGUACUUCAAAGCAAAUAACGUCCCAGGGAUCGAUCGUAUGGUGUUCCCCUUUGCCGAUGCUGACAGCUGCUUCUUAGUCGUCGUCGCAAGUGUGAUGCUAAACACUUCCCUGCAUAACCCCAUGGCUGGAUCUCGCAUGAGAAAGGAUCAAUUUUGUGACCAGUUGUUGAAUUGUGAUGAACUGAAGGACUGUCCGCUUGCGUUCUUCCACGAUAUCUUUCAUACCAUCAAUCAAUACCCCCUCAACAGCGCGAAAAAGAACAGCCACAUCGCGCAGGAUAACGGCCACGGUAGGACUAGCAGCAACGCUGAUUCCUAUGGAGGCCUGGACUCCCUGUUCAUCUCCACGGAGGAGCGCCGGAUGUUGUCCUUUGAGCUGGAACGCCACCAUUUAGUAAAUGAAAUCCAGUACCUUCUUGAGCGCAGCAGCAUGGAAACGCGCAGGCCAAUAUCUGUGUCGGCCGAAGGAUGGUCGUCGCAGCUGUGGUGGUGCGCCGCUGCGCGGGAUCUUUACUUAAAUAUGUGGCCUUCAGUUUGUGUAAUUUUUGGACCCUCCCUGUAUGAGGGCAAAGCCUCACCGGAGAUCAUAAACAAGUGUAUUCAGGGACUUCAGUCACUCAUGUGCAUUGCAGCCAGCUUUUCACUGCCGACAGAGUGUGAAGUUGCCUUGUUGGCAUUACUACGUAUGAGUACCUACGAUGCGGUGCGUGAGCCCUGUCGUAACGCCCUUCUGGCUGUAGCCACAACGGCUCACUCGGCGAACUUCUCCGCUCGCUCAUGGUACUUGAUUUUUAAUCUCCUCGUGGAGUUGCACUCGGUGUCAGACAGCGCCGUGCGGGGUCAAGUGGAGAGCAUGCUGGCGCGCAUCGAGAGUUAUACCCGUCGCUGGUGCGAAGAGGCUCCCAUGACUAGUACACCGGACAACUCGGAGGCGGAAAAAUGGCAGCCUGAUAGAAGCGAUGGCGGGCGUACUGGUGAAAUUGUACUAUAUGACGAUCCUGGAAUGGCAGUGUAUCAUGUAUUGGAAGGCCUUGUCAGGUGGUUGCUGAACGUUCCUGAGGGUAACAGCGCGCGUCUUGGUAUUGGGCUUCGCUAUUUGAAACGUGUCCUCAGUUAUUCCGUGAUCACACACUCAGGCCAUGCCACUGAUGUUGUAAAUCUUAUCAAUGUGCGCAUCUUUGCGCAGUUCGUUAUGCCACACUUAAUAGAGUUGGUGUGCCGACAUGCCGCAGUUAGUGAGUGCUUGCAGGUCAUCUUUGAGUGCGUAGUGGACCUGUUGGACACGAUGUUCACCUCAACCUACGCGAAUCUGCGCUAUGUAGACACUGUAGCCACAGAUAGCACAAAGGGAAGUAGCUGCAACAUCAUUGAACCCUCACAGGCCCAUAUCCCUAGCAGUGCCACAUAUCUGACCGAUUUUGUUACCUGUUUUGACCUAUUCAAGCUUUGUUUUGUGGGCAUUCAUCCAUCCUGUAUGCUGGUAAAGGUGCAUCUCCUGCAGGCCACAAAGGAGCUUAUGAGCCGCAUCCUGCGCUCCGCGGCUCUUGCUCAUACUCGGCCGCAGUGCAUCAGCAACGAUGAUUGCAGCAAGCACACAUAUCUGGCCCUUGAAUUUUCGGUGGCUAUAGCAACCUGGCGUCGGGUGCUUUAUCCUCUGGUACGCGCACUUUCGGACCGUGAGACAUCGGGCACAGAGGUUGUGAGCCUCGCGGGGCUGGUACUUCGCCAGCUUGUGAGCCUCAAGAAUGAAACCGGCAGCGCUGUCGGCAAGGGUGUGCCGACACCCGUGUCAUCACCACCAUUCGUACACAUCGUCUUCUCAGCCCUUCUGGCGCAUGCCGCAUACAUAGGAUGCAUGUGUGCAGACUUGGACUGCGCGCAGAUAUGCGUAGCCCAGCUCAACACAAUCUGCAGUGACGACCUCAACACCGCCGCGGCGAGCAGCCGUCACCGCUUUCCAGAGCAGCCAGGUGACUCCCUCACAAUCAUGGAAGAUUCGCCCAGAGUGCCGCCCUUCCCACUAAUUGAGGCAGACCCACUGUUGCGGAGUAUCGUUGAGUGCUUUAGCAAAGGACCAGAAUUUAUUGUACUGCACAUCCUGGAGCGAUUGAGCUUGGUUCUGCGGUGCGAGCGUGAGCAGAUCCGCUCUGAGGCGGUUGAGAACCUGCGAACUCUCUCACUGCAGCUGCAGCCGAGCCAAGUGCGUGUUGUAGCCCUCCAGGUGUCUGAAGUGGUCUUAGAAAGCACUCUCGGCUGUGCAACGCCGCAUCACACGGUUUCCCUGACGGAUCCCCGUCUGGUGAGCUUCUGUAUCUUUAUGAUGGAGGUUCCACCCACGAUGAGGCAGUGCUCGCGCACUGCCUUCAGGGUCACGCUACCGAGUGUGCUCGGCUUCCUGACCAAGGAGCUACUCGCUAUUCUGCCCGUCACACACUUGGGUGAGGUCGCCCAGGGGAUCAUGGAGCAGUGUCUUGUCCCGAUAGUAGUGUCACCUCGUGUGAAUUCCCCUCUCACACGCGCGGCGGCGGCACGUUCGUUGACUCAGUGCGCCUUGUUCUGUCUCACUCGGCACCAGCAACAGCAAGCGACAGCGGGGGAAGAAAAGGCAACCACAGGGCCCUCCAGAUACCCCUUUACGAGUGUGUUGAACUGCAUCUGUCUGGUGCUCCUCUGCACGCGGAUGAGCAUCGAGGGGGUAGUGCCUGCCGAUGCCGAGUACGUCAGUAAGACAUGGCCUAGUAUCAGCGGUGAUCCUUUCGCGGGAAAGGAAUCCAACGAAUUUGUAGACUACAUGCAAAGGGCACAACAGGCUCUGCGGGUCCUGUCAACGGCUGAUCCGCUCGACAUUAUCAGUAGACCGCGUGGUGCCUCAAUGUGCAUUAUCACAAACGACAAUGUGGAGAAGCAGCAGCAGGUCAUGCAUCCCCAAGCGUGCAAUGUCCAGGCACUGGGCAAUGGCACACGAAAGUCCCUCGGCAUGAGUACUACGACUAUGAUAAUCGUAGAUAGGGAAAAUGAUAGGGCUAAGGCAAAAGAAAACAGUGUGAGUGUCAGUCUACCCUUGCACCAACUGACACCGGAGGUUGAGUUGGUGACGGACCGGCAGCUCGUUGAGUAUUGUAACUUUCUCGUGCAAGUGCUUUCUGGUCUUCCUAAAAUGCUUUCCGAUGCAUUAGCGCGGCCACCGCCGGCCACCCCCAGCGGUAACUCAACGCAACAAGAAAGUGAAGCUGAAUGCGAUGAGCAGCAACAGAGGGCCGGUUGGGCACCACCCGCAGCUCCGGCCACGGUGUUUAUAGAACUCCUCUUGGAGUCCGCAAGGAUUCUAUUUGCUUCACUUUGGCGUGUUCGGCAUGCUCAGGAGAUGCAGCCCUUUUACGCACAAUGCACGCCCAAAGGUCGCGAGAUCCCGCCUGAAGCUCUCAAGACAAGUAUGGCCUUGCUGCCGCACACACCCCUCCGCGGCGUCCUUAAUAGCUAUGUAGAGCUUGCUAUCCUUACAGAAAGCUAUCCUCUGACGGAGCUUCUUCGGAUUACAGUUGAUAUGCUUCGUAGUAUCCCGAACAUUCAGGCUGGUAGCACCAUCAUGCAACCUCCACAUUGCAACAGUCAUGUGGACUCAUCCGCCGCGGCUGAAUGGGCUCUUUUGCAGCGCAUGAGCCCACAGGAGCAGCAACACGUGCGUGCCUGCAGUGUCGGUAUGUACCAAGAGCUCGCGAUGGUUGUUUCGAAUUGGAUCAAAAACUUUAUUCAACCACCCGCACAGCUGAGUGUGCAACGGCGGGAAGCCCUACGAGAGAUGUGUCUCGACACGAGUCUCAUCCUAUCCCUUGUCGAGCUGCUCUCACCCACCUUCGAGCCUCUCAUUUUGACAGUAAAGGGAUUCCUAGUUUGGUACAUCGCACAGGGGCAACUGACAGUCCCAGUCCACUCGGGAGCGCUGCCCAGUAAAGUGACGUCGUCGCCGGUGCUGCCGUCCGAUCAGGCCCACGUGGAACACGUAGUCGAGACUACGAAAGGGACGGAGAAACAACAGAGCCGGUCAGAGCAACAGUGUAGCUGUUCUUGUGAUUACGGCGAAUCCGUUUGA
This is a messenger RNA of Phytomonas sp. EM1, 6741 nucleotides long. NCBI's taxonomy places the organism in Eukaryota, Euglenozoa, Kinetoplastea, Trypanosomatida, Trypanosomatidae. The record is from the annotation of a GenBank genome assembly.